Morone saxatilis (striped sea-bass) is the source of this 2087-nucleotide messenger RNA. Its product is annotated as N-alpha-acetyltransferase 80. Gene Ontology annotation, biological process: protein acetylation. The record is from RefSeq and is a predicted model, not a curated record. NCBI's taxonomy places the organism in Eukaryota, Metazoa, Chordata, Actinopteri, Moronidae. The transcript is spliced from 2 exons. Bases 126 to 1109 code for a protein of 327 amino acids. Gene Ontology annotation, cellular component: cytoplasm. Gene Ontology annotation, molecular function: acetyl-CoA binding; N-acetyltransferase activity.
UCAUUGACGAUUAUCAGCUGUUGUCCUUCGUUACAAGAGUUGAAGCCGGUCCCAGAUCAGCUGUGUCAAACACAUGAGCUCUGAGGACGACGAGCACCGGCGACGAACCGCGAGACUAAAAAAAAAUGUCCGAACCAUUAACCUCAACCAAUUCCAAACCGGAGAGCGGAGAUGAGCUGAACAUUGAUCUGCACCCCGCCUCAACGUCAGACAGUGAGAGGCAAUGUGGCAAUGUUAAAGAAAAGCUUCAGACCGACUCUGAAAAACCAAACAAGAUCCACGCAGUCCCGAUCCACCGGCGUCCGGACCUGCUGGUUCCCUGCGCCGACCUGGUCAACUCUGAGUGGCAGAGGAGCCAGGCCGCCCGGGUUCACUCCCUCCAGAAGUCCUGUCCAGAGUUCCCCAUCUGUCUGGUUCUCCUGCUCGGCCACAGACAGACAGAGCAGCUGCUCGGCCACGCAAGACUGUCCCGGGUCGUGGGUCACAGCAGCAGCCUGUUCGUCGAGUCGGUGGUCGUGUCCAAGGCGGAGCGAGGGAAGGGCUACGGCCGGACUCUGAUGGAGGAGAUUGAGCGCUACGCCAAAAGCAGAGGGUUCAAGCGCCUGUGCCUGACCACCCACGAUAAGCAGCACUUCUACGCCCACAUCGGCUAUGUGCUGUCGACGCCGGUGCAGAACGCAGGCGCCAUGGCGGCGUUUGUUCCCAUGGAGAUGCUUCUGAGGUUCUCCAGAAUGCCGAGUGAAGAGGCGAGCGCGCAGAAAGAAACACGGACAAAGAUGGAGGCUCAAGUACCAGAAGGGAGCAGACACUCAGGAGGUGCUUUAGGUUCACCUCCACCUCCCCAUCCUCCUUCAGUCCCUCCUCCACCACCUCCUCCUCCUUCCACUCUUCCACCACCUCCUCCCCCUCCUUCCAUCCCUCCUCCUUCUUCUUCAGUCCCUCCUCCACCACCUCCUCCUCCGUCCUUCCCUCCUCCUUCUCCUUCACUCCCUCCUCCAGCACCUCCUCCCCCUCAGUCUACAGGGCAGCUUGUAGUUCAGACUCUGACCGAAACUCCCUACAGAGACGCCAAAGGAGUUCCCAUCUAUUGGAUGCACAAAGACAUUUGACGAACGCCCAGUCAGAUACAGAUGGGGUUCAUUUGCCCACAUUAAUGCAGAUACGUAUGUUUAUGUGUUCAGACAUCAAAAGAAAGAAACGUAUGUACUAAAGCACACACCAUUGAUGGUCCUUCAGACUCACAGAAAACGAGUAAUGUAGGAGUGUGGAAAGCUUCAGAGAGAGACAUAAAUGUUUUAAUAAACCAAAGAAAUAGAGGAAACACUCCUGCAUUUACACAGUCACACACUUUGUAGUGUCUCUCAAGCCCAGUCUGUAAAGGCUUGUAUCUUGUAUUCAUUUGUGAAUUGUCCCCCUCCGUUUACACAUAUGUUUUGCUCAGUGUUACUUUAGUUUAAUGUCUGAGCUUCACUGUGCAGAAUGAUGUUUGGCACUUGGAGAAUGACAGACAUUGAUCUGCUGCACACCUUAAAUCUGAGUGAGAAGGACUAGAUGUAAUUUCAAGAAUUUUUAGAUUGAAAACUCAAACAAAUGACAAAUUAUUAUUUAAAGUACAUGUCUGUCUGAAGGGGAUAUUUAAGGAGAUUGUGACAAGGAUGGUGUUUGACUGAAAAAGCUUAGUAAAUAUAAUUUGGACUCAUCCAAACAACUCAACCAGUUAAAUUACUUCGAGUACCUCUGCACCUCAGAAAUAUUCCCACAACCCAAUCUAUAUCUGCUGCUAUUACAUUAUGUGAGGCUGUAAUGUUACAGUUGAGUGUGCCUUGUUGAUCUGCCAGAGAAGUGAAACUUUAUUUAAGUUCUAAAGGUUUGUUAUAUUGAUGGAAAUGAUGUAUCUUGUCAAUCUGAUACUUCGGUUAUGAAGAAUUAUGUAAAUAAAGAGAAUUGAAUGGAAUAUUCUUUUGACUUGUGUUUAUUUUACCAUAAUAUAUUACCACAACGAUCAAAUAUAAGCUGACAUUUUGUUUGAAUUAUCUGAGAGUGCAAGGAACCAAUUAAUGGCUAUUUUAAUUGUGUGACACCAGUCU